Messenger RNA from Gossypium arboreum, 1393 nucleotides. Its product is annotated as protein DUF642 L-GALACTONO-1,4-LACTONE-RESPONSIVE GENE 2-like. NCBI's taxonomy places the organism in Eukaryota, Viridiplantae, Streptophyta, Magnoliopsida, Malvales, Malvaceae. The record is from RefSeq and is a predicted model, not a curated record. The transcript has 3 exons. The coding region runs from base 115 to 1239 and encodes 374 amino acids.
CUAAGCAAAUAAAAGCCUCACACUAGCCCUCAUGAUUUUCCCAUUCAAAUUCUCUACUUUUUCCUUCCCUUUUUCUUUCUUUCCUCUCCCUGUUUUUGCCUUUUUAAAAGAAAAAUGCAGAGACUCAUAGCAGUGGUGCUGUUUUUAUUUUGCGCCACUUCUCAAUUAGCCUCUUCUCUCAAUGAUGGUUUGUUGCCAAAUGGAAAUUUUGAGUAUGGGCCUAAGCCAUCGGAAUUGAAAGGAACUAAAGUGAUGAGCCCCAAAGCAAUACCGAAUUGGGAAAUUUCAGGCUAUGUUGAGUACAUCAAAUCAGGUCAAAAACAAGGUGACAUGUUGCUAAUAGUACCUGAAGGAGGCUUUGCAGUUAGGUUAGGCAAUGAGGCAUUGAUUAAGCAGAAGAUUAAGGUGAUUAAAGGCAUGUUUUACUCUCUAACCUUCAGCGCGGCUCGGACAUGUGCACAAGAGGAAAAGUUGAAUGUUUCGGUUUCUCCGAACUACGAGAAAAACGACUUUGGUUUGUUCCCGAUUCAGACGAUGUAUAGUAGCAAUGGAUGGGAUUCGUAUGCGUGGGCAUUCCAGGCUUCUGAGUCUGUAAUUGAGAUCUCGAUACAUAAUCCUGGUGUGGAGGAAGAUGCUGCUUGUGGCCCUCUUAUUGAUUCCGUCGCAUUGAAGACCUUGUACCCUCCAAAACGCACCCGAGUGAAUCUAUUAAAGAACGGAAAUUUCGAAGAAGGUCCUUACAUCUUUUCAGGACCAGUGUCCGAAGGUGUCAUAAUUCCACCCCACAUUGAAGAUGAUCACAGUCCAUUACCUGGUUGGAUUAUCGACUCCCUCAAAGCCGUUAAGUACAUCGACAGCGACCACUUCACCGUCCCCGAAGGCAAGCGAGCAAUUGAACUCAUAGCUGGUAAAGAAAGUUCCCUCUCACAAGUCGUGAGGACGACAAUCGGUCGGGACUACGUCCUUUCCUUCACCAUUGGUGAUGCUAACAAUGCAUGCGAAGGUUCCAUGGUGGUCGAGGCAUUCGCUAACAAGAACACUGUCAAGGUCACGUAUGACUCGAAAGGCAAAGGAGGAUUCAAGCAAGCGAGACUACGAUUUAAAGCUGACUCGACACGAACCAGGAUAAUGUUCUAUAGCACGUUUUACACCAUGAAAAAUGACAACUCGGGUUCUCUCUGUGGACCGGUGGUGGAUGAUGUGAAGUUGGUUAGUAUUCGAAAAUUGCAUCAUUUGUAAAAUUCAUGUUUUAAAUUUGUUUUGCAUUGAUUAUGCUACAAAUUAAUGUGUUUCAUCCAUUUAGGGGUUUACUUUAGGAUUAUUUAAUGUAACAAAUUAAUGAGUUCACCACCAAUGUUUACAUUUAUGUAUCUACUUUCUUCGUUAAAUUAAA